Messenger RNA from Melitaea cinxia (Glanville fritillary), 2109 nucleotides. RefSeq names its product tubulin alpha chain-like. Gene Ontology annotation, molecular function: GTP binding; structural constituent of cytoskeleton. Lineage: Eukaryota; Metazoa; Arthropoda; Insecta; Lepidoptera; Nymphalidae. Gene Ontology annotation, cellular component: microtubule; cytoplasm. The record is from RefSeq and is a predicted model, not a curated record. The transcript is spliced from 5 exons. Bases 781 to 2109 code for a protein of 442 amino acids. Gene Ontology annotation, biological process: microtubule cytoskeleton organization; mitotic cell cycle.
AACAAUUAAAGCAAAGAUCGAUAAUUUAAAAGCCAUUACAAAUUUACACUUUAAGUACUUACCUACUAACUAGUUAUUUAGGCCUGAACUAGCUGCAAAAUACAUUACACUAACGUAACCUAUGAAUGUAAUUUCUAAUACUUACAAAAGGUCAGCGGUUGUAUAUUUCUAAACAGUAUUGUAAUUUCCUAGCGUUAAAAAAUUGAACGCAACACUUCAUCCUUUUACACCAUAGUUGUAAAAAAAAAAAAUUAAAAGGCGGGAAACCUUUUUUUUUAGUAUUUAACUAUUUAAGUUAUUCUCAAAUGUUUAAAAUAAAUUAUUCUUUCUUUGAUUUUAUGUUUAUAUAAUUUUGUCUCAAAAAAUAAUGACCGUUUUGCCUGCAUUUAAAUAUCUUCACCUCUCAGGAGCAUAGAAUUUAUUUUUGCAUUAAAAAAUGUCGUUAUUUCGUCAUAAUCAUCGUUUGCGGUAUCUGCAUUAGUUUCAAAGUUAAAUGUUAUUCCUUAUGGUGUUGGUAUUUUUAAUAUAACGUAAUGUAUGGUGUCAAUCAUAAGGUAUAUUAACAUAUAUUGUGAAAUAUGUUUUGUCCUACUACAAAAAUAAUGAGUGAUAAUGAAAAUGACAAAAUCUAUUAUAAAUAGAUUACAGUCGAUCUGACAAAGACGGUGACAAGAAAUAACUUAAAAGUAUAUAUCGCACAUAUUUUUUGUUUUAAUAUGUUGUUUUAACUUUUAAACUGAUUAAAUUUUUUAUCUUUGUAUACAAACAGUUCAACUGUAAAUGAUAAGGCAUUGUGAUAAUUAUUUUAAGUUAAAAGAAGUUAUCCAUAUUCACGUAGGACAAGCUGGAGUUCAAGUAGGUAAUGCUUGCUGGGAACUGUAUUGCUUAGAACACGGCAUUCGUCCUGAUGGCAUACUCGCACAUGCUGAAGAUAGAACUUCCGCUACAUUUUUCAACCAAACUGGAGCUGGGAAAGUUGUUCCAAGAGUCGUUAUGAUUGACUUGGAGCCCACUCCGAUAGACGAAAUAAGAACGGGGACUUAUCGUAGACUAUUUCACCCCACAUCACUAAUUACCGGUAAAGAAGAUGCUGCCAGUAAUUUCGCACGAGGCUACUUUGGCGUUGGAAGAGAAAUUAUCGAUAUAGCACUAAAUCGAAUUCGGCUAACAGCUGAAGACUGUAAUUGCUUGCAAGGCUUUAUAAUAUUUCGUUCAUUUGGAGGCGGAACUGGGUCCGGUUUCACGGCACUUUUAUUAGAAGGACUGGCAAGAGAUUACAAAAAACUUUCAAAAAUCGAAUUCGCUGUCUACCCAGCGCCUAAAAUAUCACCGAUAAUAGUUGAGCCGUACAAUGCGGUAUUUACUACGCACGCGUGCAUGGACACUGAAGACGUGUGCUUUAUUUUUGAUAACGAAGCUCUGUAUGAUAUUUUAGCGCGACUUCUUGACGUACCUCGGCCUACGUACACUAAUUUGAACAGGCUUAUUGCUCAGGUAGUAUCUUGUAUGACGGCAUCCUUAAGAUUCGAAGGUUCAUUAAAUGUAGAAUUGGUGGAAUUUAGAACGAACCUAAUUCCGUAUCCAAGGAUCCACUAUCCUCUGGUAACCUUCGCGCCAUUUACACCACCAUCUAGAUCGAUUCAUGAAACCAUAACGACACAACAGUUGAUGAUGUCCUGCUUCGAACCCUCGAACCAGAUGAUCAAGUGUGACCCAAGGAAUGGGAGCUAUAUGUCAUGCUGCCUACUCUUCAGAGGAGAUGUCAAUCCUAAUGAUAUUAAUUUAACUAUAAAUCAGAUAAAGAGCUUACGAUCAAUAAAGUUUGUGCCCUGGUCUCCGACUGGAUUUAAGAUCGGUGUCAAUUAUCAACCGCCAGCAACAGUCCCCGGAGGAGACUUAGCUGCGCUCCAGCAGGCGCUAGUGAUGGUGUCCAAUUCGUCCGCAGUGCGUGUAGCGUGGGAGCGGCUCUGCAAGAAGUUUUCACUGAUGUACGCUAAACGUGCGUUUGUACAUCACUACGUUGGCGAAGGGUUGGAAGAAGGAGAAUUUAAAAACGCACUUCAGAAUAUAAAAGCUUUGUCGAAUGAUUAUAGAGAAUUAGAAACUUGA